AUGCCUACUUGCAAGUUGACCUUUAAUAACAGUCAAACAUAUAAAAGCUGUCUAGAAAAGUGUAUUGCAAAUAGCACACACUUGCUUAUAAAUGCCAAAGUUUUUCAAGCAGUUUCUUUUUCUGAUCAAAGUCAGUCUACAUCAGCAAUAGUUUCUAACUUGGCCUUUGGAGAAAACACUAAUAUGAGCAGUAAUAAAGAUAUAAAUAUUAUUGACAGAACUAAAGAUGAUGAGCUCAUGUACAAUAUUGGCAAAGAAUAUGAGAAUUUCCUGGAAGAAAUUGAAGGCACCACACCCUCGCUAGUCUUUGAUUUUAGCCAGCCUCUUCCUGUUCCCAGCAACGGUGAUAAAAAGAAUCCUGUAUUCAUGCAGUUGAUUCAGGAGUUUGGAAUUUCUUGUCAAGCCCACAAAAAGAUUGUAGAACACUUCAACUAA
Phycomyces blakesleeanus NRRL 1555(-) is the source of this 435-nucleotide messenger RNA. RefSeq lists its product as hypothetical. The record is from RefSeq and is a predicted model, not a curated record. NCBI's taxonomy places the organism in Eukaryota, Fungi, Mucoromycota, Mucoromycetes, Mucorales, Phycomycetaceae. The transcript has 3 exons. The coding region runs from base 1 to 435 and encodes 144 amino acids.